AUGUCGGAUACAUGGAGCAAUAUUCAGGCUCACAAAAAGCAGCUGGACUCACUGCGAGAGAGACUGCAGAGGAGACGAAAAGACACCACGCAACUUGGCAUAGAUGUUGCCGGUGUCGAGGGGACGUCUGUUCGGAGUGACAGCCCUGGGCCAGCUCUUCAGAGCCCCCCGCAGGUGGAGGUGGAACGUCCCCCGGACCCUGAGCUUGAAAGAAGGCUGCUGGGAUACUUGUCUGAUCUCAGUCUGUCCCUCCCCACUGACUCUCUAUCUAUUACUAAUCAACUCAACACUUCUGAAACACCAGUGUCGCACGGUUGUAUCCAGAGUCUGCUGCUCAAAUUUUCCGCCCAAGAGCUGAUUGAAGUCCGGCAGCCAACCACCUCCUCCUCGGCAUCGUCCUCCUCCUCCACCUCCUCAUCCACUCUAGUAACCUCGGUAGACCACACCAAACUAUGGGCCAUGAUUGGAGGUGCAGCUCAGUCCCAGAGAACUGGUGUCAAGAGGAAAGGAGAUGAUCUUACCCACCAUAAGAGGGCUCCAGGCUCCUCUCCCUCAGUGCAGUCUCCCCCAUCACCCAGUCAGACUUCAUCCAUCUCCUUAGCGCCGGCCUCUUCUUCCCAGAUGUCAGGGACGUCUGAGUGGAAGUCUGGAGGAGGAGUGGGAGGGGCAGAGAAGAAGAGUCGGACCAGUAAGGGACAGACCUCACAUCUGGACAUGGAGAUAGAAAGUCUGCUGAAUCAGCAGUCCACCAAGGAACAACAGAGCAAGAAGGUGAGCAGGGAGAUCCUGGAGUUGUUGAACACCAGCUCUGCGAAGGAGCAGUCCAUCGUGGAGAAGUUUCGCUCCCGUGGCCGAGCACAGGUCCAGGAGUUCUGCGAUCAUGGAACCAAAGAGGAGUGUAUACGCUCUGGAGACACACCUCAGCCUUGCACAAAACUUCACUUCAGGCGAAUCAUCAAUAAACACACAGAUGAAAGCCUUGGCGACUGUUCCUUUCUCAACACCUGCUUUCACAUGGACACCUGUAAGUAUGUUCACUAUGAGAUCGACAGCCCCCCGGAGGCCGAGGGGGGGCCCAUGGGGCCGCAGGCGGGGGCCGCGGAACUGGGCCUGCACUCAGGAGACGGCGACAGCAACGUGGGGAAACUCUUUCCUGCACAGUGGAUAUGCUGCGACAUCCGGUAUCUGGAUGUUUCUAUUUUGGGGAAGUUUGCGGUGGUUAUGGCCGACCCUCCGUGGGAUAUUCACAUGGAGCUUCCGUACGGAACGCUGACGGACGACGAGAUGAGGAAGCUGAACAUUCCAAUCCUGCAGGAUGACGGCUUUCUCUUCCUCUGGGUCACAGGAAGAGCCAUGGAGCUGGGCAGGGAGUGUCUGAGUCUUUGGGGGUAUGAGCGUGUGGAUGAGAUCAUUUGGGUGAAGACUAAUCAGUUACAGAGGAUAAUUCGUACUGGAAGAACUGGACACUGGCUCAAUCAUGGAAAAGAGCACUGCCUAGUGGGUGUGAAAGGCAACCCUCAGGGAUUUAAUAGAGGCCUGGACUGUGAUGUCAUUGUUGCAGAGGUGCGCUCUACUAGUCACAAACCUGAUGAAAUCUACGGCAUGAUUGAACGCUUGUCCCCAGGGACUAGGAAAAUUGAGCUUUUUGGACGACCUCACAAUGUCCAACCCAACUGGGUGACCCUCGGUAAUCAGUUGGAUGGAAUACACCUCUUGGACCCUGACGUGGUCGCGCGCUUUAAAAAGCGCUAUCCGGACGGAGUCAUAUCCAAACCCAAAAACAUGUAG
Messenger RNA from Chanos chanos (milkfish), 1788 nucleotides. RefSeq names its product methyltransferase like 3 (gene mettl3). The coding region runs from base 1 to 1788 and encodes 595 amino acids. Gene Ontology annotation, biological process: RNA methylation; mRNA modification. Gene Ontology annotation, molecular function: mRNA m(6)A methyltransferase activity. The record is from RefSeq and is a predicted model, not a curated record. The transcript has 11 exons. Gene Ontology annotation, cellular component: RNA N6-methyladenosine methyltransferase complex; nucleus. NCBI's taxonomy places the organism in Eukaryota, Metazoa, Chordata, Actinopteri, Gonorynchiformes, Chanidae.